AAAAAAACAAGCUGCGAAGUCUCAGGAACCUACUCAAGAAAUCAUGGAACCUGAAAUAGAAAAACCGUCAAUUGACGAAAUCAAUAUUUCGAAAAAAAAUAAAAAAUCGAAAUAUCAAGAUAAAACGUUUAAACUUUUAAUUCAAAAUUUAUUGACCGACAACUUUCCUAAAGAACAAGAAAAAUUCACUUUGUAUAUUAAAGAACAAGGAAAAAUUAAUUUUCACUUAUUCUGUCAAAGAACAAGAAAAUUAGACUGUCUAAAAGAACAAGAAAAUUUAGUCCGUCUAAAAGAUCGAUAUUCUUCAAAGCAUUCCUUCACUGAUGCAAACGUCACUUGGGAUCCUGUACCAAAUGAUUGUGAUAUUAGUGAGUCAUCCAAUUCAAGUGAUAAUUAUUAUUUGCCGGGUAAAUUAGUAAACCCUUCCGAGUUUCAUAAAAAAAUUUGUAAAACGUGUAUCGUUAAACAAAUUUCUAAGCCACAGGCCAUUCAAUCUCCUAAUUCAAGAAUUCAAAAAUCGCGCACAACUGAACUUUCGCGAAAAUCGAAUGUUAUCGAUGAACUUUUAUUUGUAUUUGGUUAUCGAGCAAAUAAAAUGUUGCAAGCUAAUUUAUCAGAACUUAUUCAUUCAUCACAGUGCUGUGAAAAUCCAGUGCUGCCUAGUUCGGAUAAUUAUGAGAUUCUACCACAAUCUCAAUUAAUUGAUUAUUUCGCGUCAAACUUUCGCAAUAAUGCAAGCAUUGCAAAGCAAUUACAAGUCUUUUGA
This is a messenger RNA of Funneliformis caledonium, 766 nucleotides long. The record is from the annotation of a GenBank genome assembly. NCBI's taxonomy places the organism in Eukaryota, Fungi, Glomeromycota, Glomeromycetes, Glomerales, Glomeraceae.